Molecule: messenger RNA, 1039 nt
Organism: Brachypodium distachyon (stiff brome)
Lineage: Eukaryota; Viridiplantae; Streptophyta; Magnoliopsida; Poales; Poaceae
Exons: 1
Coding region: 108-947 (279 amino acids)
Source: RefSeq, a predicted model, not a curated record
UUGCCAAUUAACCAACGCGCUCGCUUCUCGUCUCUCCCGUCGCGCUCCCGCUCCAGCCCACACGACGCAAGCGAGGCAAAGCACAGCUCAACCUCGGCUCCCUAUUUAUGCAGCACUCCCUGCUGCCCCACUCAUCUCAUCACCAGCUCCCCAAAACCUCCGAACAAACCUCCUCGGCAAAAGGCAAAAGGCGAAAGCGAAAGAGCAGGGCAGCAUUGCAGCAAUCAACAAGGCCAACAGCAGCUACGCAGGCUUCGCAAACGUUCUACUUCUGCCCGAAUUUCCAGCGGGCAAAUACAAUGCCUUCGAUGAUGAUGACGCCUAAUAAGGCGAUGCAACGGAAGCCGUCGAUCAGGGGCCGGGCGUGGCGCCUGCUGCGGCUGGCGGUGCUCUGGGCGCGCAGGGGCAGCGCGGUGCAGAGCCUCCGCCUGCUCAAGACGCUGCGGCGCACCCGCGGACUCCACCUCGGCCUCGGCCGGCGCGACGACCGGCUGCGCUACGGCGAGCGCGAGUUCUCCAUCGACGAGACGCCCGCGUUCCGCUUCCGCACCCCGUCCGCGCGCGUGCUCCGGUUCAUCCCCUGCAUCGCGCCCGCCGUCCCGGACACCCCGGCCUGCGGCUUCUACGGAGACGACGACCGCUAUUUCUUCCGCCGUGGCGCCCGCGACACGGAGGACUGCUGCUACGACGAUGGCGAGCCGAGCGAGUGCGACGUCGAGAGCCUCGAGGACGAUGGCGCGGACGAAGACGACCAGCUGCUCGAGCAGGCGAUGAUGGACGCGAGCCGUUCAAGCUUCGGCGCGGCAGCCGCGGCGGAGGGCGGCGGGGAUGCCGGGGUGGACGUGAAGGCGGACGAGUUCAUCGCCAGGUUCUACGCGCAGAUGAAGUUGCAGCGCCAGAUCUCGUGGCUGCAGUACAACGAGAUGAUGGAGAGGAGCGUUUGCUAGCUUAGGUUGAUGCAAGUUUUACAUGUACAUGCGCAGUGUUUUUACUUUUUACUCAGAUACAUGAAUGCAUCAAUUUUACUGGUCUCUUGUUC